Molecule: messenger RNA, 952 nt
Organism: Syzygium oleosum
Lineage: Eukaryota; Viridiplantae; Streptophyta; Magnoliopsida; Myrtales; Myrtaceae
Exons: 3
Coding region: 150-674 (174 amino acids)
Source: RefSeq, a predicted model, not a curated record
CAGAUCGUCUCCUUCCCAAAUCCCGUCUCUUUCCCUCUCUCUCUCUCUCUCUCUCUCUCUCUCCCCGUAGCUCCAACGCGCGAGUUAGUGUCGGACAGUCCGUCGAAUCCCCCACCCGCCCCAACCCGAGCUCGCCGGCGUCUCCCGACAUGAAGGAUGACGAUUUACUCCCCAUAUCGUCGGCGUCGGCGGCGGCGGUCGCCAACGCGAAGAGGGAGAGCCCGGAUUCCGGCCCCUUCGGCCGCGGCCGGUACAAGAUUUGGGCGCUGGCCGCCAUCCUCCUCCUCGCCUUCUGGUCCAUGUUCACCGGCACCGUCACCCUCCGGUGGUCCGCCGGCAACCUCAACCACCUCUCCGACGACCUCGACGCCCCCAUUCGCGACGAUCUCGACGUCCUCGAGAUGGAGGAGAGGGAGAAGUUGGUGAAGCACAUGUGGGACGUGUACACGAACAGCAGGCGGAUCAGAAUGCACAAGUUUUGGCAGGAGGCGUUCGAGGCCGCGUUCGAGGACUUGAGCAGUGACGUUCCUGGUGUUAGAGAGGAUGCGAUCGCAGAGAUCGCUAAGAUGUCCAUACGGUUCAUCGAUCCCCCUCCAGCUCAAUCCACGAAUGCUCGAGAAUUUACUAAGAGGUUCAAGAUAACAGAGAGAGGAGAGGCAGUGGUGGCUCGCUGAUUACACAUAAACCAGAAAUUAUGGAGAUUCGAAAUUUUAAAUCGUUGUCCUCUCCAAUGAUGAUCCAUCGCACAGCUGCUGGAUGCCUCAUGGUGGCCAUGAAGCACUAGAUUUCUAUGGCAGAGACAAGCUCGUAUGUAUGUAGACGGGAAUUUUGUUUUCUUUCAAUUUGAUGUGAGAAAUUUUUUGAUGGUUGUAAAUUGGAACAGCCGAUACGUCGAGAAAUUCAUUGAAUGGUUCUUCUUUCAUAUGAAUUACCUAUAUUCUUUUGCAGUCAA